Messenger RNA from Pseudozyma flocculosa PF-1, 1488 nucleotides. RefSeq lists its product as uncharacterized. Gene Ontology annotation, biological process: mitotic DNA damage checkpoint signaling; protein phosphorylation. Gene Ontology annotation, molecular function: protein serine/threonine kinase activity; ATP binding. Bases 1 to 1488 code for a protein of 495 amino acids. NCBI's taxonomy places the organism in Eukaryota, Fungi, Basidiomycota, Ustilaginomycetes, Ustilaginales, Ustilaginaceae. The record is from RefSeq and is a predicted model, not a curated record. The transcript has 7 exons. Gene Ontology annotation, cellular component: nucleus.
AUGGACACCGCCAUCAUGCAGCAGGGCCCCUUCGCACCGGCCGUCUGGGAGUCGGACCAACGCUCCCAGCAAUGGGCUGCGUCGCACAGCCACGCAGAUGGUCUGGACGGUCAGUAUGCCUCACUCGUGGCGGUCGAGUUUGAUGCUCACAACGAAGAGGCCAGCGAGCCAAGCAGCGAGAUGGACACCCGCGAUGAAGAGGAGCUCGAACGGCUCGAGUGGGAGAUCCGCGAGAUGGAGACGUCGAUCGAGGGCCUAGACGCGCACUACAAGAUCGUCGACAAGCUGGGCGAAGGCACCUUCUCGUCCGUCUACAAGGCCGUCGACCUCCAGCACGCGUACUACGACAACGACCACUGGGCGCUGCGGCAGGAGACGGCAAUCGGGACGAGGUCCAAGGUAUAUGUCGCUCUCAAGCGCAUCUAUGUCACCUCGAGCCCUUCGAGGAUCGUCAACGAGCUCGAGAUCAUGGAGGAGCUGCGCGACGCAGAACACGUCGCCUACCUCAUCACCGCCUUCCGCGCUCGCGACCAGGUGGUGGCCGUGAUGCCCUACAGCAGACAUACCGACUUUCGCGACUUUUACCGCGUGAUGCCGCUCGUCGACCUCAAGUGCUACUUCCGCUGCCUCAUGUCGGCGCUCCGCUCCGUUCACGAGGCCAACGUCAUGCACCGCGACGUCAAGCCGGCCAACUUCCUCUACGACCCGCGCACCGGCCACGGCACGCUCUGCGACUUUGGUUUGGCAGAGAGGUUCGAGCCCAACGAGUGGAGAGGAAAGUGCCACCACACGUUGCCGACGCUCGAGCACCCGCAUGGCAAGACAGAGAUCAACCGCAACGUUCAGUCGAUCCACUUCAGCCCUGGCGGCAUGCUCGCUGGCGGCUCGGCGUCCUCGAGGUCAAAGGCGGCAAUGGGACCUCCGGAGAGGGUCGGCUACCUGAAGAACGACACCAGACCGGGCGUACGAGCCAAUCGCGCUGGCACCCGAGGCUUCCGAGCGCCGGAGGUGCUGCUCAAGUGCCAGGACCAGACGCCCGCGCUCGAUAUCUGGAGCGCCGGCAUCAUUCUGGUGGCCUUCCUUAGCAAGCGCUUCCCGGUCUUCAAUGCCAACGACGACACCGAGGCGCUGCUGGAGCUGGCGACCAUCUUUGGCAAGAAGCGGAUGGAGCAGUGCGCCUUGCUUCACAACCGCACCUUCCAGUGCAACGUUCCGACAAUCGAGGGCGGCAAGCGGAUCAACGACUUUAUCCUGCAGCUCAACCCUGGAUUCAUGGAUCCAGGAUCGCACCCGGACCCGGACCGAUAUCGUCUCGACGCCACCCGUGCGCUCGACUUCGCCAGGGCCUGUCUCCAUCUCGACUGCACGCGUCGCUGGACGGCAGCGGCGCUCCUCGAGCAUCCCUUUCUGGCCAGCGACGAGGGACAGGAAGAGGCCUUCCACCACCACGAGGCCGAGAUGCAAGACGCCACGACGCCGCGCCACUGA